AUGGCAAUUUCAGAGUGGAAAAACAGAACAAUCAUCACGGAAUUCAUCCUUCUAGGAUUUGAAACAUCCCCUCCGUUUCAGAUUCUUCUCUUCCUGGUGUUUCUUUCCACCUACAUUAUUACUAUGGCUGGGAACAUCUUAUUAGUUGUACUAGUUGUGGCUGAUCAGCACCUUCACAAACCCAUGUACUACUUCCUAGGGAAUCUGUCUUUCUUGGAGAUUUUCUACAGUUCAACCAUCUCACUUAGGAUGUUGGCCAGCCUCAUAACUGGAGACAAAAGACUUUAUUUUAAUGGCUGUAUUGCACAGUUUUACUUCAUUGCUUCUCUGGUAUCUACUGAAUGCUAUUUGUUAUCUGUAAUGUCUUAUGAUCGCUACAUAGCCAUAUGCAAGCCUCUCAACUAUGCUAUCGUUAUGCAGGAUAGUGUUUGCUGCCAGCUGGCAAGUUUGUGUUGGCUAAGCGGAUUCCUAGCCAUUGCUAUCGUCAUUAUCUUCAUGAUGCAAAUAACUUUCUGUGGACCCAAUGAAAUCGAUAGCUUUUUCUGUGAUUUUGAACCACUGCUGAAUCUCUCCUGUAGUGACAUAGUUCUGCUGAAGGUUGUGGCUUUCUUAUGCUCCUUCACAUUUUCAUUGAUUCCAUUUCUCUUGACCCUGAUUUCCUACGUUUAUAUCGUUACCACCAUCCUAAAAAUCCCAUCCACCAUGGGAAAGCAAAAGGCCUUUUCUACUUGCUCUUCGCACCUUAUUGUUGUGACCCUAUAUUAUGGUACCCUAAUCGUUGUGUAUAUGAUACCAGAUACCCCAUCACUAAAAGAUACAAACAAAGUUUUCUCUUUGUUUUACACUGUCCUUACUCCUCUAAUCAACCCCCUCAUAUACAGCUUUCGAAACAAGGAGGUAAAGGAAUCCACACAGAGACUUUUCAGGAAAUGUUUGUCUCUUGUGGGCAUAUAG
Euleptes europaea (tarantolino) is the source of this 954-nucleotide messenger RNA. RefSeq names its product olfactory receptor 6Y1-like. The record is from RefSeq and is a predicted model, not a curated record. Gene Ontology annotation, molecular function: olfactory receptor activity; G protein-coupled receptor activity. NCBI's taxonomy places the organism in Eukaryota, Metazoa, Chordata, Lepidosauria, Squamata, Sphaerodactylidae. The transcript has a single exon. Gene Ontology annotation, biological process: G protein-coupled receptor signaling pathway. The coding region runs from base 1 to 954 and encodes 317 amino acids. Gene Ontology annotation, cellular component: membrane.